UGGAGGCUGAGCCGUGAGGACGCCGGUCGCCGGCCGGGGCUCUACGGGGCCGCGCAGCAGAGCGCGCGUCCAUCUGGUGCUCGCGCGGGGCUAGUGCGGCGCCGCUGGGUGCUGCGGGAAGGCGCUGGGCUGCGGGAACCUGGCAGGGCAGCCGCAGCCUUGGCGAGGCCGGCAGGAACCGAGCGGAGGGACGAGCCGGGGACCGAGGAAACUGGACAACGUCAAUUUGAGUGGAUUUUGAAAAAUGUCUAAAGGUUAGCGGGUAGCAUCUACAUUCUGCCUUCUCUCAACUCUUUACAAAAGAAUAAAUGAGAUGUUUGAGAAGAGAGCUAUAUUAAAAGAACAAUGUUGCAAAUGGCUUCAGAAUCUGUGAAUGCAAAACAAGCUAGGAAUCACUGCACAAAGGUGAAAAGGCAGCAGCAUCAGCAAAUAAAGAAUAGGUCUUCAAUUAGUGAUGGUGAUGGAGAAGACUCCUUUAUCUUUGAAGCAAAUGAAGCUUGGAAAGAUUUUCAUGGAUCCCUUCUCCGGUUUUAUGAAAAUGGAGAACUCUGUGAUGUCACACUAAAGGUUGGCUCAAAGCUCAUCUCUUGUCACAAACUAGUAUUGGCUUGUGUUAUCCCCUACUUCAGAGCCAUGUUUCUCUCCGAAAUGGCUGAAGCCAAGCAAACACUGAUUGAGAUCAGAGAUUUUGAUGGUGAUGCAAUAGAAGACUUGGUUAAAUUUGUCUAUUCUUCACGGCUCACUUUGACUGUUGACAAUGUCCAGCCUCUCUUAUACGCAGCCUGUAUUCUACAGGUUGAACUGGUGGCUAGAGCUUGUUGUGAAUACAUGAAGUUACAUUUUCAUCCCUCCAACUGCCUGGCAGUGAGAGCCUUUGCUGAAAGUCACAACCGAAUAGACUUAAUGGACAUGGCGGAUCAGUAUGCCUGUGAGCAUUUUACUGAAGUAGUGGAGUGUGAAGACUUUGUAAGUGUGUCACCCCAACAUCUCCAUAAGCUUUUGUCCUCCAGUGAUUUAAAUAUUGAGAAUGAAAAGCAGGUCUAUAGUGCAGCCAUCAAGUGGCUUCUUGCAAAUCCUCAGCAUCAUUCCAAAUGGUUGGAUGAAACACUUGCACAGGUUCGUUUGCCGUUGUUGCCAGUUGAUUUUCUUAUGGGUGUUGUGGCAAAAGAACAGAUUGUCAAGCAAAAUCUAAAAUGUAGAGAUUUAUUGGAUGAAGCAAGAAAUUACCAUCUUCACUUGAGUAGCAGAGCAGUACCUGACUUUGAAUACUCCAUUCGGACUACCCCAAGGAAGCGAACUGCUGGUGUGCUGUUUUGUGUAGGUGGUCGAGGUGGAUCUGGUGACCCCUUUCGCAGUAUUGAAUGCUAUUCUAUCAGCAAAAACAGUUGGUUUUUUGGGCCAGAGAUGAAUAGUCGAAGGCGACAUGUGGGUGUAAUCUCUGUGGAAGGUAAAGUGUAUGCAGUUGGUGGACAUGAUGGAAAUGAACAUUUAGGUAGUAUGGAGAUGUUUGAUCCUUUCACUAAUAAAUGGAUGAUGAAGGCAUCAAUGAACACAAAGAGGCGAGGAAUUGCCUUGGCCUCCUUGGGAGGUCCAAUUUAUGCAAUUGGUGGGUUAGAUGACAACACUUGCUUCAAUGAUGUAGAAAGAUAUGACAUAGAAUCUGAUCAGUGGAGUACAGUGGCACCAAUGAAUAGUCCUCGUGGAGGAGUUGGCUCUGUGGCUCUUAUAAACCAUGUUUAUGCAGUAGGUGGCAAUGAUGGAGUAGCUUCUUUAUCUAGUGUGGAGAGGUAUGAUCCACAUCUGGAUAAGUGGAUAGAAGUUAAAGAAAUGGGUCAACGAAGAGCAGGCAAUGGAGUUAGUGAGCUCCAUGGUUGCUUGUACGUUGUUGGUGGUUUUGAUGAUAAUUCUCCUCUGAGUUCAGUUGAGCGGUAUGAUCCUCGGAACAACAAAUGGGAUUAUGUAGCAGCACUUACCACUCCCAGGGGUGGAGUGGGGAUUGCAACAGUGAUGGGCAAAAUCUUUGCAGUUGGUGGGCAUAACGGCAACGCGUACUUAAAUACAGUGGAAGCAUUUGAUCCAGUGCUGAAUAGGUGGGAGCUGGUUGGAUCUGUGUCUCACUGCAGAGCUGGAGCAGGCGUAGCUGUGUGUGCCUGUUUAACCAGCCAAAUUCGAGAUGUAGGUCAUGGAUCCAAUAAUGUGGUUGAUUGUAUGUGAUUUGAGUUCCGGCCACCAACAAUUUAGUCAUAAUUGAUAUGCAAGAAGGACAACCAGGAUUUUGUAUGACCACCUUUGAACAGUUUUCACUACUGCUGGAGUCUUAUUUUAAAUGAAAACUGUUGUAUUGUGACUAAGUGCAACAUUUAGAAUGGUAGCUAAAGAUCUUUUGUAAUAAAAGUAAAUUUGAUACUUUCCACUUUAGCAAAUAAUGGGGUAGGGAAGAAAAACAAUUUAACCUGAAACCAUACCUCCUCUGAAAAAUGUUUAAAGUAGUACCAGAACCUUGAAAUCCCUCUUUAAAGACAUUUGGAUAAAUCAAAAUGUAAAAUGGAAUCAUUUCCAUUUUACCUGAGUUUUACCUUCUCUUUUGCCUAACAGUGUUAACUGUAGGCAGUGGACUUCUCCUAGAGGGGAGAUUAGAACCUAGUCUUCAACACAAGUAUAUCAGGACACAUAAAAGACCUGCUCCUUUUGAAGAUCAUUUCUACUUCGUGCUGAUGAAUUUAUGCCUUGCUUUUUUUCUAGAUGUCAAUUUUUCAAUUUCUUGGAUAUUUAUAGAAGUAGAAAAAAUGUUUACUCUUUUUCAGUGUCACUUGGCUGAAUUUUCAGAAGCUUUAUGGGCUUCUGCUGUAAGAAGCCCUUAAUUACAGUUUGACUUAUUUAGGGUACCAAACACCUACCUGAACUAAUCCCAUCUGAAUAAAUCUAUACUUGUAUUUUUUCAUCUCAUGCAAAAAGGACUUGUUUCAUAUUAGCAAAAAUUGAACCAGAAGAAAUAUUACAGGAGAAGGCUUUAGAGUUGAUAUUAUUCUGGUGCCCCGAUGAAAGACCUUGAGAAGAAAUGGUGCCGAUUACAUGACUCCCUGAGAGGAAUUUGAAAAUAUGUCUCUUGUUUGAUUUAAUCAUUUGGUUUUGAGCCUAGGAUUAUUAUCUUUCCAUUUUGCUCUUUUCCACCAUCUUGGCUUCAAAAAAAAACCGGAAUUUGGAUGUAUUUAUUAUCAGAAAAUGAAUGCAUUUUUAUAAAAAUUCUUUAUAGAUUAUGGUUUACUGAUUAGUUCAAAUCCAUUAUUACCAAUAAAAGAUAUUGUUACUAAAAACAGAGCAAGAUUGAAAUUUACUGUUUUUUGUUUAAUCAACUUUAGUAUAUUUAUUGAACUUCAAUUGAAAAUAUUUCUGCACAUUAAUUUGAAGCCAGAAUAUUGAUAAACCUACUGAUUUAACAGCUCUUCGUGGUUUUAGCCAAUAUUAUAAAAUGGCCUAUUCAUUAUAUGUAAAUAUUUGUGUGAAUAUUUAUGAAGAAUAUUAAAAUACUCUGUUUUGUAUUUGGAAUGCACUUUGGUACCUCUCUUCCAGGCUUCCUUGAAUUUUCCUGUCAUCAUGCCUCCCAAUUUAGUGUAGUUCAUUGCGGGUUCACAAGGAAGCUGGGGUAUUGAGGAACCCAUCCAGCCAGCUCUGAAGUUGAUUGCCUAUUAACUCUGAUGGUCCUCGUUAAAAGGUAGCCUGGGCUUGUCCGCAUAGUAGAGUAGAAAGCCACAUUACAAAAGCCAGUGUCUAUUGAGUUUAUUAGACCAAAAAA
Lontra canadensis (Northern American river otter) is the source of this 3793-nucleotide messenger RNA. It is a transcript of the gene KLHL8, whose product is annotated as kelch like family member 8. NCBI's taxonomy places the organism in Eukaryota, Metazoa, Chordata, Mammalia, Carnivora, Mustelidae. Bases 346 to 2214 code for a protein of 622 amino acids. The transcript is spliced from 10 exons. The record is from RefSeq and is a predicted model, not a curated record. Gene Ontology annotation, molecular function: protein binding.